AUCGCUCCUUGGGAUUCAGAAUAGCUCCUAGGAAUGUGUCCAACUGUCCAGUGUGUUUUAACAGAUCAGUAUUUCCAAACAAAAAACAAUCUGGUUGGAAAUUAAAAUUCCAGUCAUCAACUGGAAACCUUGAGGUGAAAAAGGAUUCCCACGAGGGAGGCGGUUUAGAUUCCACAAGCUUGCUGGGCUCCAUGGGGAAAUACCCUUCCCUUCUGAGGGUCCCUUCACAGCAGCGUGCAUGGUUGCUCAGCAGCAGCAGCAGCAGCAGGAGCGAGGCGGGUGGAAGGCAGAAUGUUUAGCUGGUUUCCUCGGUAACAGCACCCAGCCGAAGGGAAGCAGUUAUGCUGGAUACACAGCAGAGCCAGUGCGAGCAGACGGCGGAGCCUUGACUUUUACUAUGGCGGAAAGCAAGCAAGAGAGGAGCCUGACUCAUCUUUUAGAUGGCUUGGAAAAGGCCCACAGAGCCGAUGUUCAACUUUACACCUCAGGACACUUAAACCAUAACAAGCUUUAUAAGCCCCGAGAGACUGUAAAACCGGGAUACUGGGACAGCGCCAAGAAACAAGCACGUUUCAUGACAGAAAGAAAGCAACUCCCAGCUCAAAAUGAGACAGCCAAGAAGAUGAAAAAUAGUUUGGCUGAUUUCACCCCCAGCACCACACUGGUUCCAGUACUUGCCAAAUCCGCCUCUCCUAUCUCCAGACACUCUCAGGCCCUCAUGGCCGGUGUUGAUCGCUCAGUGAAUGGCCCAUUAACUUCUACUCCUUUGGAAAAGCAGCUGAAAGAGCUUAAAAAGAAAAUAGAGGAGGAAACCGACAGACUCAAAAAGCCACUUAAAAGAGAAGAGUUAGAUGUGCCAGAGAUGAAGGUGUUGAAGUACAAGCCAGUUAAGAACAGCCGACGUUGUGCUGCUGAAGUUGCUAAGGACGAGUACCGGUUUAUGCCUUCAUAUUUGGCUGGAGUGACUAAAACUGAUCAGUUUAACAAGUUUUUACAUUUUCAGAGGGAUUUUAUUGCCAAGCACGAUCUGCUAGAGAAUGACAUCACUGGGAGCAAAGCAUCAGAGCGGCAUGAAAGGAAGUUGGCUCAGGAGCUCCAGAAGAUCUGUGAUUGUAACCGUCCCCAUUUCAAACGGUUGCAGGUCUUUGGGGAUGUGUUUGAAGAUAUUUGCAACAGCUCUUUGAUAUUUGGUGAUAUUCUGAAGGAAGUUAAGAAUGAAUAUGAGCUCUACAUGGUGAUACUUCUGGAUUCUCUGCCUACAACACAAUACAAGACACUGAUGGCUCAGGUGAAAGGUAUGGGGAAAAGACCCGUGAAGACACAAGAAAUAGAAGCGAUCAGGCGAGAAGUACAGACCCUUGUGAAAAAAGCCAAAAGUGUCUUGGAGAGAAAUGAAGAACUCAGAAAUGAAUUAGAAAUUCAGCUGUGGGUGAGCCAGUCUCCUGAGAGUAAAACUGUUCCAGGGACCUCCGGUGACCAGGCUAUGAAACUGCCUGAAGAGAAACAUCUCUCCCUUGCGGAACAGAUUGAAUCUAUGAGGUGCCAAGUUCUCGCUAAGUGGGAGGAAAUGCAAGCGAUAGAGAAAGAGAUUCGAGAAACCAUGACUCAUGCUGGGAUGGCAAAUACUAUAGAGAAGACGGUUAAAGACAUAGAGGCGGAAGCUCUCAAACUCAACUCAGCCAACAGCUUCCUUCAACACCAAAUCAAAGACGUUCAAAACAACAUCACAGACAUCUUAAAUAGACAGAAGGUCACCCAGGAAAGUCAGCGGGGCAGAAGACUGUACACUCCAUUACCACUCCCCUCGGGCAUCCUCCUCACCUUCCUACAGUACAUCUUAUUAGUAUCAAGAUGGAAUGAAAGAAAAAAGAGACAGCAGGCAGCUAAGUCUGCAUCAUAAAGAGUACACUUUUGACAUCUAUGCUUAUUUCAGAGAAAGUUGUGGGAGAGGCUGAAGACAUUCUUGUCACUUGAAGAUAAUGAACCAACUUCAGACAAUUCAGAAGAACGUGUAGGAAGAUAAAUCGUAGAUGCCUUGAAUGUAUACUUGACACCUUGAAACCAUGCAAAUGAAAUCCAAAUAUGAAAAACUGAUGUUGAGUCUCAGAAUUAAGUAUAAUAAUGCAAUGUCAGAAAUAGAAAUGCAUGCCAUUUUUUUACACAAA
Molecule: messenger RNA, 2165 nt
Organism: Mauremys reevesii (Reeves's turtle)
Lineage: Eukaryota; Metazoa; Chordata; Testudines; Geoemydidae
Gene: C3H6orf118
Product: chromosome 3 C6orf118 homolog
Exons: 11
Coding region: 239-1900 (553 amino acids)
Source: RefSeq, a predicted model, not a curated record